AUGGUUCAUUUAGUUCAUUCAAGUCUCAUUUUGUAUGCCUUAAAUUCUCUAAUUAUUGGUCAAGAACAAUUCGCUAUCAGAAGGCAUCUAUUCUAUACAUCCAGAGUCGAUACCUAUGGCUAUGGAUCAUUCCAAAAUAAAAUUUCUAAUGGCUUGAGUGUUCCAAAUCUAUGUAAUUCUAAUCCCAAUAACGUUUGGGCUGGCGUUGGCCAUCAGGCCUCUGCCGAUAGUAAUCUGAGAAUUCCUUUUGGUGUCGGGUUUGCCUCUGCUGGUAGAAGCUGGAAAGUCACUUUAUGUCAAAUGGAUAGUGAUGGCGAUGGUAAGGCAAAUGUUGAAGAAUUAGGCCAUCCCGAUUGCCUUUAG
Messenger RNA from Trichoplax adhaerens, 363 nucleotides. RefSeq lists its product as uncharacterized. NCBI's taxonomy places the organism in Eukaryota, Metazoa, Placozoa, Uniplacotomia, Trichoplacea, Trichoplacidae. The coding region runs from base 1 to 363 and encodes 120 amino acids. The transcript is spliced from 3 exons. The record is from RefSeq and is a predicted model, not a curated record.